This is a messenger RNA of Funneliformis mosseae, 1936 nucleotides long. Lineage: Eukaryota; Fungi; Glomeromycota; Glomeromycetes; Glomerales; Glomeraceae. The record is from the annotation of a GenBank genome assembly.
AUGUCAUCAAUAUUUGGGAAAAAGAAAAAACAUCCAAAGCAAACUGUGAACGUUAACAAUUCACAUGCUCAAACUAGGCCACAUAUUCAUUCGCCAGGUAAUUCUGGUUUUUCUGAUACUUCAGGAUACCAUUCAAGAAACCAUUCGAUAGAUAAUGGUUCGCAAUCUUCCUAUUUUUUUCAAGACAAUGCUCCAUCAUCGUCAUUAACACGACAUUCAGAUACUUCCUCUAUAAGGAACUCUGUUGUUUUUUCUCCAGGUGACUGGUUAAGUUAUUAUAAAGAAAAUUUUGGUGGAAAUAAGGAACCUCCCAGGCCUUCCGAUGAUGAAAUUGAAAAUUUGUUUUUAGAUUUAAUGAAUAAAAGAGAUUUAAAUAAACUCACGGAUUCUCAGAGAAAACUAAUUCCAGUAGAUCAAAAAUGGGUUCUUAAAUCAUUGUCAAAUCCGACAAAGAUAGUAGCAUCCGCACCUGACAAAAAUACACCCGAAUAUUAUCUCAAAAAAAUUUUGGAUCGUUCGAUUACUGUCGAAGAUCUAAAUUCUCUUGGUGUUUCUCUAAGGACCUUAACGAUAAAGCGAGAAGUUGAUCAUCAGAUGGAAUAUGAAAUUCUGAAGUGUUUAAAGUCAUUGUUAAACUGCAGAUGGGGUGCACAAGAAGCUUUAUCACAUCCUACAUGUAUACAUAGUAUUACAUUCUCUCUUAUUUCUCAACAAUUAAACACUCGAAAACUUGUGGCCGAAGUUCUUUCCUUUCUUUGCUAUUGUGAAAUUCCUACUGGCCACAACUUGGUAUUGGGAGGGUUUGAUCAACUGAAGCAAUUUCGAGCUGAACCUGGUAGAUUUGAUGCAUGGAUGAAUAUAUUGGAAAAUACAAUUAACAGUCGUGGUCGUUAUGGUAGUUUAGUAAACGCAAGUGAGGAAUUUAAAAAAGGCGGUAUAGGAAUCGAUGGUUCAAUAAUGGAAUAUGUGCUUUCCAAUAUGAUCUUGGUGAAUUCAAUUGUUGGCGUAUGUGAGGACGUAGAAGAAAGAGUGCGCUUGAGAAAUCAAUUACACGAUUGCAAUUUAUCACGUAUUAUUGAGAAAAUGAGAAAUUUAAAUUAUGAGUUGAUUAAUCGUCAAAUAAGUAAAUUUGAAAACGACAGUGAAUUGGAUUUUGAAGAGUGUAUUCUUAGUUCGGUUGAAGGAACAAAAGCACACGAUUACUUCUUGUCCACAUUGCAACAAAUGCUAUUAAUUCGUGAUGAAGGCGAGACAAGAACACGAUAUUUUCAACUUAUUAACGCUUUAAUUACUCAAAUUGUUCGUGAUCGGCGAGUACCUGAUCAAGAUUUGAAUAGUUCAAUUAGCAUAAUUGUUUCUCAAGCUAUAAAUAAGUUUGAUGAACAAGAAAAACGUGAAGCAGCUCUUGAAGCAGCUCUUGAAGAUGCAAGGGAAGCCAAAGCUAUAGCUGAAAAAGCAUUACGUGAAAAAAAAGAAUUGCAGGAUGAACUUUCAACAAGAGAAGAUGGCAAUUUAAAAAGCAAAAUUGAUUCGAAUGAGCAACUUUUACGAAUAUCGCGACAUACUAUACAAACUCAGCAAGUUCAAAUUGCCGAAAAAGAUUUAUUGAUACGAAAAUAUGAAUCUAUAUUAAAAGAGCAAGGUUAUUCAAAUGAUUCUGAUGCCUCGGGUCAACACGACCAGGAAAGAAGGAAGGAAAUCGCAAAGACCGAGGCUAUUUUAGAGGGGCAAGUUUGGACACCAUCGGCAUUUGAGUUCAAAAUGCCCGAUGUCGACCAAUAUCGAUAUAGCGAUGCAAAUACUUCUAAUGUUACUACAGAUACUGGAUAUGCUUCAGGAGAUUCUAAUUUUAAUUCCAUGACUUAUCCACCAUCACAUACUUCUCAAGUUUAUGGGCAAGCUCCGUAUCCGGGAGGAUACAAUCAAGGUACACCUG